AUGAGUUCUUCACAUAAAUCCAAGACUAGAAAUCAUAAUAACUUCAAUAAGAUUUUUAAUCAAUUAUUGAAAAGACAACUUCCAUCAUCCGAUGCGAGUGGUUCCAACAGCACUGCUCUGCCUAUAGCUGGGAGUGCGCCUUCGACAGCUCCGGCAACCAACCCUCCCGUAAGCCCCACUGGGACACCGCCACCUGUGGUACCAGUAGGAGCUCCACCGGCUUCGCCUGCACCUGUGUUCACUCCACCGGCAAAUCCAGUGGGCUCUACUGCAUCGUCACCUCCGCCAGGACCCUCGCCGCCCCCACCUUCCCCUGCGGGUGUUGGAUCUAACCCAUCCAGCACCUCAAAUACUCCAAGCCCUCCGCCAGAGAAACCACAAGGAGCUACCCAAGUUUUACCACCCCCGUCAGGUCCUCCUCCUGCAGCUGGGGUUCCCUCACCUGUUGUGGCAAAUGCUGCACCACCUACACCACCUGCUGCCUCCAACUCUGCACCUGCACCACCACCAGAGCUUUCUCAGACUACACCUCCCGCAGUCAUCCAAGCAACUCCUUCUGCUACACCCCCUGCAGUAGCACCACUCAUUGAGUCAACACCGCCUCCAACAGGACAGAAACCUGAGCCUACAGUAGCAGCACCGGCUCCUUCUGUAGCAGCGCCUGCUCCGCCAUCAGCACCAGCACCAGCACCAGCACCAGCACCAGCACCAGCACCAGCACCAGCCGCAAGCAGUCCUACUGCUCAAACUGAUGAUACUCAAGCCCCAGUAGUUUCUUCACCAGUCCCAGUCAUCCCUCCACCAGCGAGCACUGAUGCUGUACUAUCACCACAGCCAAACACCAAUGGAACAAUUGUACCACUGACUGCUAUCUCCACGAGUCCAACCAACAGUUCUUCAGACGUAGCUCCUAGCCAACAAGUGUCUACAGAUUCAGGACUACCUACCAAUGGUACUACUAUUACAAGCCAAGAUUCGGGGGCUUCAGUCCUGCCACCGGCUUCUGGCCAGAACUCAUCGGAUACAACUUUUGUACUCCCACCUGCUCCUGAACAAAAAGAAAAUGAUGAUGGGUUCACACAUUUACCACCAGCCCCGGGACAAAACGAUCAAGAUUCGACUAGUCAAAGCAAUAUAUCUGGUGGUUUCAGUUUACCUCCUGCACCUGGACAAACCGAAGAUUUGGCUACAAAUAAUAAUCUUAACUCUUUCAAUAGUAGUACACCACUUCCGAUUUCAAAGCAAACUUGGGCACAACUCAAUAUUGAUGAUAUUCUUAUUGUAGAAAGCUCGACUAUAGAUGAAUAUGCUAGAAAGAAUAAAGGUGGAAAUUUCAUUUGCGGAAUUGGUGAAACUUGUAAUGCUGGACAAUUAAAUCAUCCGAUUCAAAGUCCUGCAUGGCAACUUUUGUAUGCAGCUCAAGAGUACAAUCGGUUCAUGAACGCUAUGGUUGAUUCUGUGAAGUAUACAUUAUCAAUGCUUCAAUCCACAUCUGCUGCAAUGACCAACGAUCUAUUGGUACUAGAUUUAAAAUGGGUGUUUACCGAUUUAUAUCGAGGGAUCACAUAUGGUGCAGUAGCUGCACUUAUCAUGGCUUGGGUCGGAAUCAGUGCUGCAAUCCCAUUUGUGAUCUUUGGAACAGCUUUUGGAGCUGGUUUAGCAGCUUGGAUUCAAGGAAAACCUAAAACGGUCACUUAUCAAUCAUGGACUCAAUUAUCAUUUUACAUUGCUGAAUCUGAAGAUAGAAUUAUCUCUUCUAUUACCAAUAGUUUUGCUCAAUCAUUAGCUUCUCCUAUUAACUCUGAUCUCGGUUUAGGUCAUGUUUUAAAAGGUGGAAUGUUCUUUCAGCCUACUACUUUCAAUGGGAUUAUGGAAACUAUGGAAAAGAAUACGAUGAAAAUGUUUCAAGCUAGAUUACUUUCUAGGAUGUUGAGACAGAAUAAUGCAUUUGUGACCAUUGGCGAGAAUGAUUGUAAAGGUCCUGGUCCAGCAGGUGCUUGGGGAGGAAACGAUGUGAUCUCCUACUGUGAUCCUAAAGCUAAACUUAUGUAUAAUGUGAUAAGAGCUCAUAAAAAGAAGAGUAAAAAUUCAAUCUAUGGAGCAUCAGCUAUCAUUAACAAAUACGGUUUCUCUGCUGAAUAUAUCACUAAAACUUCUUGGGCUUGUCAACAAAAGUAUGGUAGAUUUGAACAUGAUGUUUAUUCUCCGAAUGACACAGAAAACUUUCCUACUGAUCUGAAUGAAGAUUGUGCUAUCAAUCUUCCGGUUUGUGAUACACGACUUCCUGAUGUAAGGGAAUUAUUAAAAGGAAAGCAUAAGUCUACAGUCGUUGCUUGCCGCAAGGGUGCAGGUUUACCAAUCUAA
This is a messenger RNA of Melampsora larici-populina 98AG31, 2364 nucleotides long. RefSeq lists its product as uncharacterized. The coding region runs from base 1 to 2364 and encodes 787 amino acids. Lineage: Eukaryota; Fungi; Basidiomycota; Pucciniomycetes; Pucciniales; Melampsoraceae. The record is from RefSeq and is a predicted model, not a curated record. The transcript has 13 exons.